AUGCUCCAUGGGUACAUGAAAUCUGGUUUCGUGUACGAUGUUUCAAUAUGCAAUGCUCUCAUAAGCAUGUAUGCUAAGUUAGGAAGACUAGAUUUUGCUGAGAUGAUCUUUAAGCGGAUGGAUAUUAAGGACAUUGUUUCCUGGAAUUCAAUGAUCAAUGCUUAUGGUAUGCAUGGCGAUGGUCAUUCAGCUCUUAGGGUUUUCCACCAGUUGAAGGAUGCUGGAACACCUUUGCCAAAUGCUAUCACAUUUGUGAGUGUGAUAUCAGCUUGCAGUCACUCUGGUUUGAUUUCAGAAGGUUACAAGUGCUUUGAAAGCAUGGGAAGAGACCACAGCAUUGAACCUAGCAUGGAUCACUAUGCCUGUGUAGUUGAUCUGCUUGGAAGGUCUGGGAGAUUUGCAGAGGCUGAAGAAUUCAUCAGGGACAUGCCUGUCCGUCCCAAUUCAUCCAUCUGGGGACCUCUUUUGGCUGCUUGCCAGCUUCAUGGGAAUGUUGAUCUUGCAGAAAAAGCUGCUAAAGAAUUGUCUGCCUUGGAACCGGAGAGUGACAUAUGGAGAGUGUCCUUGUCAAAUAUCUAUGCCUUGGCUGGAAGAUGGAGAGAUGCUGCAAAGAUUAGGACUGAAAUGAGGAGAGUUGGAUUGAGAAAGGAGACUGGGUGGAGUUUUGUAGAUGUUGGAGGGGUUGAGGGUUUUAAGUUCGUGUCAGCAGAUACAAGGCAUCAUGAUGCUGAAAAAAUAUAUUCAGUAUGGCACAGUAUGAACAGGCACAUGGCAGAUCUAGCUGCUGAUGUGCAUAAACUUAGUCCAAUUAGUGCAGUUUAG
Molecule: messenger RNA, 822 nt
Organism: Miscanthus lutarioriparius
Lineage: Eukaryota; Viridiplantae; Streptophyta; Magnoliopsida; Poales; Poaceae
Source: the annotation of a GenBank genome assembly